AUGGGUAAUGCAUUGCGUAGAUCUACUAGAUUAGCAUCAAAGAAAAUUGACUUAGACUCUGUGGAUGGUGUCAAACAACAAGUCGAAAUCCAUAAAACUCUUGUUAAGAAGGCUGUUGCAACGAAACGGAACAACGUGAAGGUGUCAAAACCGCCAAAAAAGGUUUCUGCAGAUUCUAAGCCUUUGCCAAAAGAGCCUAAACUUGUCCCAAAAGAAUCUAAACCUGUGUCAAAAGAAUCUAAACAUUUGACGAAAGAAUCUAAGCCUGUGUCAAAAGAAACUAAAGAACUGGAAGUUGGUGAUAUCCUUCCUCACAUCAAACUAAAAAAUCAAGAAGAUGAAGAUAUCGACUUGUGGAAAAUUGCAAAGGAUAAACCGGUAAUCCUGUUUGCAUAUCCAAAAGCAAGUACUCCGGGUUGCACCCGUCAGGCAUGCGGAUAUCGUGAUAACUAUGAAGAACUAAGAAAACAUGCAGUAAUAUUUGGUAUUAGUGCGGAUUCAGUUAAAUCUCAAAAAAACUUUCAGCUUAAGCAGCGUCUGCCUUUUGACUUGCUUUCAGAUCCCAGUAGAGAAUUUCUAGGAAUACUUGGAGCUAAGAAGACGCCUCAAUCAGGUGUUAUUAGGUCUCAUUGGAUUUUUGCCAAUGGGAUAUUGAAAGUGAAAAGAGUGAAAGUUUCCCCUGAAGUUAGUAUAGCAGACAGUAAGAAGGAAGUUCUUGGAGUGAUCAACGAAUUAAAAUCGGAAGCCUGA
Molecule: messenger RNA, 750 nt
Organism: Eremothecium sinecaudum
Lineage: Eukaryota; Fungi; Ascomycota; Saccharomycetes; Saccharomycetales; Saccharomycetaceae
Gene: DOT5
Product: thioredoxin peroxidase DOT5
Exons: 1
Coding region: 1-750 (249 amino acids)
Biological process (GO): cell redox homeostasis; cellular response to oxidative stress
Cellular component (GO): cytoplasm
Molecular function (GO): thioredoxin peroxidase activity
Source: RefSeq, a predicted model, not a curated record